AUGGCGCGCCCUGAGGUUGGCCAGGUGGUGGCAUGGUAUAUCUGCACCGUCACAGCCAGCCUCUUCCUUAUAACGCGACUGGUGAUCCGAUGGCGGCUGUUCAAGCGAUUCUACGUCGAUGACUACUUGUUGGCCAUAGCUAACCUGUGCCUGAUUUGCGACUUGGUCAUUCAGCACUACAUGUUCAAUCUCGGCAUGUCCGAUCCCGAGGUGAAGAAGGAGGAGAUGGUGGAGAUACUCAAGAUGGUCAUCCCCGGCUCCACUCUCUACGUGACUUCGCUCUGGUUGAUCAAGGCGGGCAUGGUGAUUUUUUACAAGCGUCUCGCCGACCGGACGAAAUAUCAAAUGAUAUACAACAUCACCCUCGGUUUUCUGGCGGCUACCUGGCUUACAAUUUUCCUCAACAUCAUCUUCAAGUGCUUUCCUCCAAAUCGCAUAUGGGAUCUUGACCACCCUGAGCGAGCUUGCUCGCAUAAGCAGUCGCGGAUCAAUUACUGGAUCACCAUCUUAUUCAAUAUUUGUAGCGAUGUCUUUAUUAUUUGCCUUCCAAUAUCUCAGGUGCUAAAGCUGAAGCUCCCCAAGAAGCAGAAGAUUGGCGUUCUCAGCAUUUUCAUGCUCGGGUUCCUGGUCGUGAUCAGUAGCAUCAUCCGUGCUAUUUACGCCUGGAAAAAUGAGCAGAUGAUCACCUGCACCGUGUCGAUGGUUGAAACCACCAUCGCCAUCAUCGCAUCUUGUCUUCCCGUCAUGCGCACACUGUUCUUCGGGUCGAAGUCGCGCACGGGUACCUACAGUGGCGGACGGGGAUACGCACUGUCCAGCUCUGGACAUAUUGGGGCGGGAAAGCAGAAGAGUACCGUUUCGGCGUCGAACAUCGGGGUGCGCAGCAAAUCCGGGCUGUCGCGGCAUGACUCGGAGGAUGAGCUGGUUCGGGAGGGCGCGUCCCCAGCGUUGGAUGCACCGAAUUCGGGGAUAUCGGUGACUCGGGAGUAUUUUGUGCACGAGGGGAUGCGGGACACUGAGAGUUUGCGUUGA
Molecule: messenger RNA, 1032 nt
Organism: Aspergillus tanneri
Lineage: Eukaryota; Fungi; Ascomycota; Eurotiomycetes; Eurotiales; Aspergillaceae
Exons: 8
Coding region: 1-1032 (343 amino acids)
Source: RefSeq, a predicted model, not a curated record